UUCUUCAAUCUUCUAAUCGUCUACUGAUAAUUCUGCGAUGGCCACCGAGCUCUCAAACAUUCUGCCUCGUGUCCUCAUCGUAUCCAGGCGUACGGUUCGCAAGAACAAGUUCGUCGACUUCGUAGGAGAGUACCAUCUCGAUCUUAUAGUAAGCUAUGGGGCUGUACCGGUGAUUUUACCCCGGGUGACGGGGGUGCACAUGCUGUUAGAGAGUUUUGAGCCGAUUCAUGGAGUUCUUCUCUGUGAGGGGGAAGAUAUUGAUCCAUCACUGUAUGAAGAAGAAGCAUCAGGUUUAACGCCAGAAGAAUUGGACGAAAUCCGGAGGGUGCACGCCAGCGAUACUUCCGUAGACAAAGAAAAAGACAACAUAGAAAUGAGGCUAGCCAAACUUUGCCUGGAGAGGAACAUUCCUUACUUGGGAAUAUGCAGGGGUUCACAAGUCCUGAAUGUUGCAUGUGGGGGUACCCUUUAUUUAGAUGUGGGGAAAGAAUUAACUAAUAAGGUUCCUGAAGAUCUGAGGGUAAUGCACAUGGAUUAUGAUAAUUAUGAUGGGCACAGACAUGCUGUGAAGGUUGUGGAGAAUACUCCUUUGAGUCGUUGGUUUAAGGACUCUUUGGAGGAAGGGAAAAUGGAGCUCUGGGUGAAUAGUUAUCAUCACCAGGGAGUUAAGAGGUUAGCUGAGCGUUUUGUUCCAAUGGCAUUUGCUCCUGAUGGUUUGAUUGAAGGGUUUUAUGAUCCUGAUGCUUAUAAUCCUGAGGAGGGUAAAUUCAUAAUGGGGCUCCAAUUUCAUCCCGAGAGAAUGAGGCAACCUGAUUCGGAUGAAUUCAAUUAUCCUGGAUGCCCUUUUGCUUAUCAGGAGUUUGUGAAGGCAGUUGUUGCUUAUCAGAAGAAGCUCAAUAGUGCAACAAAUGUACCGAGACCUGUAAAGCUUGAUCAAGAAAUGGAGAAGAAAAGAAAAUCCAUCGUUAGAAGCUUCUCAAUUGCAAGAAUAAUAUAUAAAGGGGGACGUGAUAUGCAUCUAUCAAAAGAAUCUGAACUUGAAGUCGGAGCAGAAUUCCUUGAGUCGAACACAGCUUUGACUUUGGAGCAGGAGAGUAGAUUGAAACAAAUGGGGGCAACCGUGAGGAACUCAUCUUCCUUCUUAGCUAGAUUAAGGUUAAACGAAGAAAGAGAGGCAUUAGCAAGGAAAGUGAUGGGAAACAUGUCGGUAGAACAGUUAUCUGAUCUAAUGUCCUUCUACCACAUGAUGGGGCAGAUAUGUUCAGAAGUCUUGGAGAAAAAACUUCAUGGCAUGGUCAAUGAUCUUGCCUCUUAAACUUAUCUGCACGCCUUUUCAUUUGGUUGGGUGAUAAUUUGCUCCAUUGUCAACCUUUUCAUGUACCUGUCUCUGUUAAAGAAUCACGAGAAAUUUGCUCAGUGAG
Messenger RNA from Coffea eugenioides, 1421 nucleotides. RefSeq names its product putative glutamine amidotransferase GAT1_2.1. Gene Ontology annotation, cellular component: cytosol. The record is from RefSeq and is a predicted model, not a curated record. Bases 38 to 1315 code for a protein of 425 amino acids. Lineage: Eukaryota; Viridiplantae; Streptophyta; Magnoliopsida; Gentianales; Rubiaceae. The transcript is spliced from 4 exons. Gene Ontology annotation, molecular function: hydrolase activity, acting on carbon-nitrogen (but not peptide) bonds, in linear amides.